Molecule: messenger RNA, 301 nt
Organism: Prorocentrum cordatum
Lineage: Eukaryota; Dinophyceae; Prorocentrales; Prorocentraceae
Source: the annotation of a GenBank genome assembly
UUCUGCCAGGCCGUGCUCUUGCUCCUUGGUACAGGUGUGCACCAUGGUGUCGCCGUUAUCAUCCUCGCUUCCCCGAUCUCGUCAGUGGCCCCCCCGCCUCGACACCUCUGGAAACGAGAUUGCUUGCUGCUGCCCGCUGGAAGCUUCCCUGGAGCCGACGCUGCAGCACAAAGCGCCGAUGACAUAUGAGCAGCAGGACGGCGCGGUCGAGUGUGCCGGCCUCUUGGAGGGCAAGAUGCGCGCUGCGGGUGCGAAGGUCCACCGCGGUGUGGUGCGGUAUGUUGCUUGGUCCAGCCUGUGA